Messenger RNA from Macrosteles quadrilineatus (aster leafhopper), 909 nucleotides. RefSeq names its product clumping factor A-like. NCBI's taxonomy places the organism in Eukaryota, Metazoa, Arthropoda, Insecta, Hemiptera, Cicadellidae. The transcript is spliced from 4 exons. The record is from RefSeq and is a predicted model, not a curated record. The coding region runs from base 1 to 909 and encodes 302 amino acids.
AUGAGUCCCUUAGUGAGUCCCUUAGUGAUCCUCCUAGUGAUUCUCCUAGUGAUUCUCAUAGUGGUCUUCCUAGUGAUUCUCCUAGAUUCUCCUAGUGAUUCUCCUAGUGAUCCUCAUAGUGAUUCUCCUAGUGAUUCCUCCCCUAGUGAGUCCCUUAGUGAGUCCCUUAGUGAUUCUCCUAGUGAUCCUCCUAGUGAUCCUCCUAGUGAUUCUCCUAGUGAUCCUCCUAUUGAUCCUCCUAGUGAUCCUCCUAGUGAUUCUCCUAGUGAUUCUCCUAGUGGUCUUCCUAAUUCUCCUAGUGAUUCUCCUAGUGAUUCCUCCCCUAGUGAGUCCCUUAGUGAGUCCCUUAGUGAUCCUCCUAGUGAUUCUCAUAGUGAUCCUCAUAGUGAUUCUCCUAGUGAUCCUCCUAGUGAUUCUCCUAGUGAUCCUCCUAAUUCUCCUAGUGAUUCCUCCCCUAGUGAGUCCCUUAGUGAUCCUCCUAGUGAUCCUCCUAGUGAUUCUCAUAGUGAUCCUCAUAGUGAUUCUCCUAGUGAUCCUCCUAGUGAUUCUCCUAGCGAUCCUCCUAGUGAUCCUCCUAGUGAUCCUCCUAGUGAUCCUCCUAGUGAUCCUCCUAGUGAUCCUCCUAGUGAUCCUCCUAGUGAUCCUCCUAGUGAUCCUCCUAUGGUCUUCCUAGUGAUUCUCCUAGUGAUCCUCAUAGUGAUUUUCCUAGUGAUUCUCCUAGAUUCUCCUAGUGAUUCUCCUAGUGAUCCUCAUAGUGAUUCUCCUAGUGAUUCCUCUCCUAGUGAUCCUCAUAGUGAUUCUCCUAGUGAUUCCUCCCCUAGUGAGUCCGAUUCUCCUAGUGAUUCUCAUAGUGAUUCUCCUAGUGAUUCUCCUAGUGAUUCUCCUAGUGAUUCUUCUAGAUUCUCCUAG